This is a messenger RNA of Medicago truncatula (barrel medic), 942 nucleotides long. RefSeq names its product vesicle transport protein GOT1. The transcript is spliced from 7 exons. Gene Ontology annotation, biological process: retrograde transport, endosome to Golgi; endoplasmic reticulum to Golgi vesicle-mediated transport. Lineage: Eukaryota; Viridiplantae; Streptophyta; Magnoliopsida; Fabales; Fabaceae. The record is from RefSeq and is a predicted model, not a curated record. The coding region runs from base 204 to 584 and encodes 126 amino acids.
GUGUGAUAUGAGCAAUUUAGAGUGUUAUAAGAGUAAUUUUCGAGUCAGAGUAACAAAUCUAAGACCCACCGGCCCAUUAUAUCACCGUUUUCGUCUGAAGCUGUCUUUCCACUUUCAUUCUUCUUCUUCACUAAAUUUCACCACCGAGUUUCUCUUGAAGAUUUUUCUUGUUAUCUGGUAGUGUUGCUGUGCUUGUAAUCAAUAUGGCAUAUGAUAUUGAUGAGAUGAAGAAGAUUGGCAUAGGGCUAAUUGGUUUUGGCAUCUUCUUCACGUUUCUUGGCAUAAUUCUUUUCUUUGACCGUGGUUUGCUUGCUCUAGGAAACAUAUUUUGGUUGGCAGGGGUAGCAAUUUUGCUUGGUUGGCGUUCCAUGUGGUCACUCUUCACUAGUAGAGCAAACUAUAAGGGUACUGCGUCAUUUCUUCUAGGCCUCUUUUUCAUUUUUGUGAGGUGGCCAAUAGUUGGUAUAAUACUUGAAAUAUACGGUUGUGUUUUCCUCUUCAGUGGUUUUUGGUCAUCUGUCAAAGUGUUCCUCUACCAUAUCCCAGUUGUUGGAUGGGUUAUACGGUUUAUUGCACCUCCUUGAUUAUUGCAGAAGGAGAUUUGGUUGUUGCAUCUAACUAUAGGGGCUCAUAAAGCUGUUUGGUUUCCUUGGUGUUAGUGAUUUUUCUGAUAGUUUGUGCUUGAAUGUGAUGUUAACUAGCUUUUGUAGUUGUUUGCCAUAAGGCAUAUAAGCAUCUUUUACCGAAAUUUGUUGUGAAAUUUAGUUUAUAUUGUGGCCAUAUUUUGAUGCUUCAAGGCUCGUAGUGUCAUUAAGUUUUCAGUGUACUCAAGAACAAAAAACAAGGAUACAAGCUGGUUAUGUUGUUUAGUCGUCUACCAGCAUGAAGGCUCACUCCUGAUGUACACUUAUUAAACUGUAAAUGAUCAAAAGUUCUAACAUA